This is a messenger RNA of Eupeodes corollae, 2265 nucleotides long. RefSeq lists its product as uncharacterized. Lineage: Eukaryota; Metazoa; Arthropoda; Insecta; Diptera; Syrphidae. The record is from RefSeq and is a predicted model, not a curated record. The coding region runs from base 246 to 1922 and encodes 558 amino acids. The transcript has 5 exons.
AGAUAGCAGACCAGACCAGAAUAAUACAAUUUAUUUCUUUUUACUGCAUAACUUCGGUGUGCCGCAGCCGUUUUAAUAUUCAAUUUAUCAUAAAACAAAUUCUCGAGUACGAAAUCGAUAUUUAAAUAAAAAUAAUUCACUGCAAUUCAAUACAGAAGUAGACUUUUUGAAUCAAACUAAAAUUAUCCCCCAGAAUACACCGUCCACAGAGUCUAGUCUCAAUCUUAAAUUCAACAAUCAAAAUAAUGGCGACACGUUUUAUUCGAGAGCUGGAAAACUUUAAAUUUCCAAAAGAAAUGAAAAAUGAUAUAAUCUAUUGCCAAAGGGCACUCAAGUCCUACAUUACAGUUCAUCAGAUGAUCGUUGAUCAAUAUUCAGAUGCUAAAGAAUAUGCUGAGGCAAAGAAAGCCUGUUUGGACGAACUCGAAGACGAAAUAUAUGAAAUCAACUGCGAGCAACAAAACCUGUUGGUGCGGAUGCGUCGCUAUAUGGAAGAGUUCUUUAAGAUUAUGACUUGUCAAAAAAUCGAAGUCGAUAAAGUUCUGAUGAACGAUUAUAUUUCACGGCAGUUAAUCCUUUUGAUUCAGGAUAAGAACUAUAUUUGCAUUCCUAACCUAGUUCGGGUGAGAUUCAGCGAGAGUCAGUUGAUGGAAACUUAUUUCGAUCCUAAGAUAGUAGGUGAUGUAUUAAAGAGUUCAUCAAACGAUUUCAUCUCAUCGCCUGCCGCUGCUGCUGAGACUCCUCCUAAACUAUCGACAACACCUCCUAAAGAAAUAAUUUCAGUUAUAAUGCCUGAGCAACCUGUUGUAAAUAGUUCAUUCGGUAGCCAUAAGCAGCAGGUAUCUUUACUCAAGCCAAUAUCGCUUCUCAAGCCGAUUUCUCAAAGAGUAGUUAAGCAAGCACCUGUCCCAGUAUCAUCAUCGCCUGUUCUUCCAACUCCAGCUCUAAAUGAAAAGGAAUGUUCUCCUAAUGGGGAGCAAGUUGCUGUACCAGGACUCGUGGUGUCGUCUAAAGUCAAACAAAGUCGAAUGAAUCUAAGACAAGCACUCACAAAAGCAGCUGCUGCCAUUAAUGUACCCCCAGUAACUGCACCUGCUCCCGUCCAUACGCCUUCUCCAAUAGCUACUGCAGUAAACGUACCAGCUCCCACUCAAACUAAAUCCAAUAAAAAUAUUCCCGAAGUCUCAAAGAAACCCCAACAAAAAGUCUACAAAUCUGAUCCAUCGUCAUCCGAUGAAUCAGUUGACGCUGUCCGUGUACCAUCGCCAAUGCAACUAGACACAAAAACCCUACCAGAUGACUACAAUCAGGAAUCAUUCUUGCGUCUAUUUAAUCUUUUCACCCAGGAUCAACUACAACAAAUGCAACAGAGGCGCUCCAAACGCAAAAGACGCAAUGUUCAUAACAAUGAAAGGGCUGAUUUUCAUUAUGGACGUAUUGAUGAUCAUAUGCUCACUGCACCCGUCCAGAAAAAACGUAAAAGAGAAUUUUUGUUGUCGCCAGCUGUUAAUCGUGAAUUAAAGAAGAAGCGAUCUAUUGAUGCUGAUCGCUCGACUUCUUCGUCUCCAGAUGAAAAAUCUUCGUGUAAUGAAUGUAUGAAACGAUCAGGUGAUUUAACAAAAUGUAAAGAAUGCUCAUGGAGCUACCACGAAGCUUGUCACAAAGAUAUGAAUAUAAAAACAGUCCCUGGUCAAUGUCCACCAUGCUCCAGAUUGCACUACCAUGCUAAGCUUGAAGAAGAUGCCAAAUUCGAAAUCAACACAGCAACUCUACGUGGACAAUGCCGCGAAUUGGAACACAAGCUAGCGUCAGAAAAUGUUCGUCGCAAACAACUUCAACAACAAAGCAAAAUGUACAAAAUUGGAAUGAGAAAUUUAUUUAAUAUUGUGGAGACAAUCAAAAGUGAUGAAAACGACAGUUGAACUUAUUUAGACAAUUAAAAAACAACCACCUGAAAGAGAAUACGAAGUAGCUAUGUUUUCAACUUGUUUGUUCUCUUCAUUUAAAUCACAGCCAUUGUUGAUUGUUAGAAUACAAUUAAUUGUUAGGAAAACAUAAAGUUGUGCUUUGAUUUUUUUUAUUAUUAAAAACUAAAAAUUGUUUCUUUUUUUCUUUCUUUUUUAUUUAAAGUUUUUCUUUUCGUUUCUUGUUCUUUUAGAAAAAAAAAAACAAAAUUAUGAUAAAAUAUUUGUAUGCAUUUACAAAAAUUAAGUUACUUAUACUUGUAUAUAUAGUUUAAAAAUAAAACAAAUUAAUAAAAAAAAA